Physella acuta is the source of this 1471-nucleotide messenger RNA. RefSeq names its product CD40 ligand-like. NCBI's taxonomy places the organism in Eukaryota, Metazoa, Mollusca, Gastropoda, Physidae. Gene Ontology annotation, cellular component: membrane. Gene Ontology annotation, biological process: immune response. The record is from RefSeq and is a predicted model, not a curated record. Gene Ontology annotation, molecular function: tumor necrosis factor receptor binding.
GAAUUAAACCUCUCUGGAAACACUGAGAGCUCACAACACAAUUGAUCUUGAGAACGUAACGGGGUUAAAAAUUGAGAAAAAAAAUGUGCAAUAGUGAUACAUCUCAAAUCAUAAUGACAAAUCAUGCUAUUAUAUUAUAUCUUCUCGCUUAGCACACUAAUAUUAUCCGUGGUUGUUUUGAUUUAUUCAAUUAAAACAAUUACACGUUUUAAAUUGGAAUUCAGAAUUCUCACAAAUGUUACACUGAACGUGUUAAACAAAUCUACUACGAUUGAAAGAAAUCUUAAUUUUGAGAUAAACCAAUCCGAUCAGGUGCAAGCUCACGUUUAUCUUCGGCCGUCCACCAGAUUUUCUGGAACUGAGAAUUCUAUUGAUCCAAUAUUCAGUCCUACUCAGCAUUCAAUUCUAUAUAUAGACCAGAGUACAUUGGGAUUCGCUCAACACAACAGUGGUGUGGAUAUAACACAAGAAGGGAUUAAUAUAUUAUUUUCUGGUUUGUACUUUAUAUACAGCAACGUAAACUUUAACCCUAACACAACCUGGUCUUCAACAUAUUUCACAUACCAGACGUGGUUUCAGUACGUCCGUAGACACUCUGCCAACAACCCAGUUUUAUCUGGUGUCUUGUUGAGGACAGUCCACACUACUUGUGACAACUGUACUAACAGCCAAGAAACUGCUUAUACAGGUGGGGUAUUCUAUCUACAAACCGGCGAUCUCAUUCAAGUGUGUGUGUCAGGUCAAGGACUUGUUGAUUUUGGACCUGAACAAACAUACCUCGGUCUUUUUCUACUGCAAUCUUAGUAUCAAAAACAAUGAAAACCCAAAACAAAGCGAGAAAAAGAAAUUUGGAGCCACCAGAAAUGCCAUACUGUGAGAGUCUAAGUAAAGUUAUCAAAAGUGACCAAACAGAUGUCUUUAAUUCAGUUGAGAAAUAUGACACACAUAAAGCAACAGGCAAUCAUGAAGCUGAGAUGUGCUAUGGAGGAGAAGCUGAUCUACACAAACAUGUUAAUGGCUGUAAGAAGAAUCCAGGUCACAAAGGUUUUAUACCUCUUAAAGAUUUCAACGCAAGUUGUCUCCCCUCACGUUUCCAUGACGACGACCUCAUGUCUGAGACAAUCAAAACACUGGCAGCCCUAACUGUGCAGGUCUAUGUAGGACAAUGGACACACAAACAUGAGAGGGAUGAUGACGAUGAUGAUGAUGAAACUUUGGCCAGGUACUGGUACACAACAUGUACAUGUCCAGGCUCCAGUGGAGCGUCUAUCUACAGGCUGGGACAUGUCGGGUGGCCGUACCACCAUCCCCACAGUGGAACAAACUCUGAAGGAAAUUAUUGUGGGGAGAUGUGGGACUGAUUUAACUGUUAGUUACAGUACAUUUUCAAGCUAUUGAAUGCAUUUAAUAUUGAUCAAAGUAAUAACAAGCUGAAAUGAUAAAUAUAUACUUGUGUAUACAUGUUUUUUAU